GCCCAGUAGCGGAAACGUCAUGAAGUGACAGCAGACAGCAGCAGCUCGUGUGAGUUGAGCGCUGCAGCCGCACCGUUUCCCCUUCGAGCACCGAGGCGGAUAUCGCAACCGAGAGAGAGAGCCAUCGGACCAAAUCCAGUGCCCGUGUGGUCGAUCAGACCUCCGAUUCCCGGCCUAGCCAUGGACGAGCAGGCGGGCCCUGGUGUGUUUUUCAACAACAAUAACAAUUCGGUUCUUCCCGGAGGAAUGAAAGCGCCACAACCGGGCGACGGCGGCGGCGGAGGAGAGGCGGCCCGAGCUCAGUACAGUAUCCCGGGGAUUUUACACUUUCUGCAGCACGAGUGGGCCCGUUUCGAGGUGGAGCGGGCGCAAUGGGAGGUGGAACGGGCCGAACUGCAGGCUCAGAUUGCGUUCCUGCAGGGCGAGAGGAAAGGCCAGGAAAACCUGAAGAAAGACCUGGUGAGACGGAUUAAGAUGCUGGAGUACGCUCUAAAACAAGAAAGGGCAAAACACCACAAGCUGAAAUAUGGAACAGAACUCAACCAGGGUGACAUGAAACCACCCAGUUAUGACUCAGAUGAUGGCAAUGAGAAUGAGGCUCUUCCUGAACCGCCCAACAGUCAGCUGAGUUGGAAACAGGGCCGACAGCUGCUGAGACAAUACCUACAGGAGGUCGGGUACACAGACACCAUACUGGAUGUGAAGUCUCAGCGAGUCAAAGCUCUGCUCGGACUGACGGGAGACAGCGGGGAAAGACCCGGAGACCAGAGACAGGAACCCAUGGUGAACGGAACAGAAGUGUCCUCACUAAAGGACAGCACUAACACCAUGAUCGGCAAACCAGAGAUGUCCGACUCCACCACGGUACUCGAAGCCUUCAAGUUCAUAGAGAAAGCGGCUGCAGAGUUUAGUGACGAAGAUGAGGACGAAGAUAGUGAGGGACAAAACAAAACCAUCGUGGACCUCGCCACCAUGGUGAGGAGGAAGGUGUCUCCGUCCCCCUCCUCUUCCUCAGCAGAUAUGAGUGAUGAUCUUGACACCGAUGAAGUUCUUAAAGGUUUUGAUUUUCUGGCUAACAAUGAGGACAUGGAGGGUCAGACUGAAGCGCCCCCUGCUGGAGAUCGAGCAGAUUGGGAGAAGGAAGAGUCGUGGGACGUGGAUGAGGGCCUGAUCUCUAAACUCAAGGAACAAUACAAGAAGGAACGCAAGGGCAAGAAAGGGGUGAAGAGACCCAACAGGUGUAAACUCCAGGACAUGUUGGCUAAUCUCCGUGAUGCUGAGGAUCUGUCAUCCAUUCAGCCUCCGGUGGCGCCCCCUGUUCGUCCGAGUCUCCCCCGCCUCAACGAUCACCCGCUGGGCCGCACGGAUGAGGUUGAAGCCUUGACGUUUCCACCGUCCUCUGGAAAGUCAUUUAUUAUGGGAACGGAUGAGGCUCUGGAGAGUGAACUGGGUCUCGGAGAACUCGCUGGUCUCACCGUGGCCAAUGAGGCUGAGAAUCUCUCUUAUGAUAUCACCAAUAACAAAGAUGCCCUGCGCAAGACGUGGAACCCAAAGUUCACGCUGAGGAACCACUUUGAUUCCAUCCGCGGUCUGGCGUUUCACCCAGUGGAGCCCGUCCUGAUCACUGCAUCUGAAGAUCACACGCUGAAGAUGUGGAACUUACAGAAAACUGCCCCAACCAAGAAAUGUGCAGCUCUCGAUGUGGAACCCAUUUACACUUUCAGGGCUCACAGAGGUCCGGUUCUAUGUGUGGUGAUGAGUUCUAGUGGAGAUCAGUGUUUUAGUGGUGGUUUAGACGGAACCAUUCAGAGCUGGAACACUCCCAAUCCAAACAUCGACCCCUAUGAUUCAUAUGACCCAUCUGUGCUGCGGGGGGCGCUGUGUGGUCACACAGAUGCUGUGUGGGGAUUGGUCUACAGCUCGGCUCAUCACCGGCUGCUGUCGUGCUCGGCGGACGGGACGGUGAGACUGUGGAACGCAGCAGAUACGUCGCCCGCCAUUACAGUCUUCAAUGAGAAUAAAGAAAUGGGUGUGCCAUCAUCUGUGGAUCUGGUGUGCAGUGAUCCGGCUCACAUGGUUACUGCGUUCAGUAACGGCAGGAUGGGCAUCUUUAACAUGGAGACCCGACAGCUGGUUCUGGAGCUGGAGUCCCAGUCGGCCGGCAAACCUGAUGCACCGUGUCAGAUCAAUAAAGUUCUCAGUCAUCCCACGCUGCCAAUAACCGUAACGGCACAGGAAGAUCGCCACAUCCGUUUCUUCGAUAACACCACAGGUAAGCUGAUUCACUCGAUGGUGGCCCAUCUGGAUGCUGUGACCAGUCUGGCUGUAGAUCCCAAUGGACUUUAUCUGAUGUCUGGAAGUCACGACUGCUCCGUGCGUCUCUGGAACAUGGAGAGCAAGACGUGUAUUCAGGAAUUCACGGCUCACAGGAAGAAGUUCGACGAGUCUAUUAACGAUGUGGCGUUUCACCCCACCAAGUGCUACAUCGGCAGCGCGGGAGCAGACGCCCUCGCCAAAGUGUUCGUAUGACCUUUCACCUCUGACCAAAACUGCUUCCACGGAGUCGUAGGGGCAGUGAGGCAUGAACGUGGACCCAGAGCGGGACACGGGACGGUAAACGAGGGGUGAGACGUUGUUUUGAGGAAUGAAUGGCGGUGUCGUGGCGGCAGAGGAAGUAGAAUAAUCUCGUCCCCAUAAACCCCUGACCGCGUCCGUCUCAUCUGGGCAGGCCUGGGUGCGUGACGGCAGAUAAACCGCUGCCCUUCACGGAGGAACGCCAGAGGAACGCCUCUGCACCCAACAUCUCUGACACUCCUCUCCGCAGACCGCGGGUCUCUCUUCAGCCUCAUAGGACGCUGUGUGCUUCCCCACACUUUUUGUUUUUGUCUGUUUCUCUUUUGACCCGAGCGUGAGCAUUGGUUCGAAUUGCGCGUCACUUUUUGUGAUUUCUGCCUUUCUGGUUUCGUCUUGCAUUUUCUUAUUUUAAAACCAUGUGCCUUUAGCUUCAGACACAGUCUUGAGAUUGUCUUUGUUUUCUUCAAAGAGGGGACAGCGUAAUGUACCAAAUACAUCCAGAUCUGACUCGAGCGAUUUUAACGUAGAAACGAUGUAAAUUCUCUCAUACAGCGAGUGUAUUUUUGAGGCGACACUGGAGUUAGAUACACACUAAAUGUAUCCAACACAAAAUGACUAAUAAUCCUGCAUCAUUUAAGUGUUUCUCAAGAAUUGAUGUAGUCAUGAAAUCCCAUCCAGGUGACAUUUUCAAUGUGCUUAUCCUUCAGAAACAUGAUGUAACCGUUCUCAGUGGUAGGUUUUGUUUAAUUUAUGCAAAAUAUAAUUUUAUCUGAAUUAACUCUUAAACUUCAUACAGCGUUAUGUUGAAUAAAUAUUUAAGCUUUUUUUAAUGUUUUAUGAGCUCACACUGUUACACUUGACUUGAUCUUUUUUUUUUAAAGAUGGGCAUUUGUGAUGCGAUCACUCUUAUGUUGUGUUGUACCAACAAACUUUAAGACCUGAUUAUCUCCGAUAUAAAAUCUUGUGACUAGAGUUAGAUCCGUUCUCCAAUAUUUGUUGUUUUUGAAUUACAAACGGUGAAUUCAUUAUGCAGAAGUCUUAUAAUAGCUUGAAUGUCUUUGGGUUUUUGACAAACUGUACUCGCAGUACAAUGAUUCAAAAUUUAUAUUUGUCAGAUGUUUAACAAAAUCUGUUGUGGUGUUUAUUUAUAUUUUUGCUUUUUUGCCAUUUUUGCCUUUAAAGCCAAAUGAACUAGACUUUAGCGUUAAACUUUAGGAAGAGUCGAGCGGCACACUUGUAAUACAGAGAUGUAAAGAUGAUGUAAUAUUUGGGUUUGGAGACUAUAGAGUAUAUUAACAGAGGCCGAUAAACUCCACGCUUUCCUUUAGUUUGAAGAUGACUUACUUCUGCUCAUGCUGAUCUUCUCUACCUGUGUCUAUCAGUGAUGAGUUACGUUUAGAUGAUGAGAUUAUUUAAAAUUAUAUUUUAUAUAGAAACUGAUAACAGUGAUGUUUUUUCUCAUUGUUUGAUUGGUGACUGAGGUUGCAGAUAGAUUGAGACUUAAGUUUAAUGCAGGAUGAGGUUUUUAUUUGAUUUUUUUAUUCGUCUGUGAUUACUUGAAAUAUCUGAGUGUGAGUGUAUGUGUGUGUGUGCGUGUAUGCGUGUGUGUUUUCAGAGAUGUUCUGCUCUAAUCGGGUGAAUGGUUUCACCUUUAACUGAUAACAUGAGCACUACAGAACAACUGAGUGUUUGUGGGGUUUUUUCUUCAGGUCUGUAAAUCCUGAUGCAUGGGAAUCACGGCUUUAAAGGAAUAAUUCAUCCCAGAUUUAGUUUUAGCAUCAUUUAUUUGCUCUCAUUCUAAAUCCAAUAUUCAUUUUUUAUUGGAACAGAGCACAAAAGGGGUGGAUUAAACUGAAGUGCUACAAAAGAAUCAUGAAUCAUAUAUGCAAAGUGAAUCAGUAUGAUUCAUAAGCUUCAUUCACACUGCAAAAAAUGACUUUUUUAUUUUUGUCUUGUUUUCAGUACAAAUAUCAAAAAAUUCUGAUGAUUUUACUUGAUGAGCAAAAUUACUUAAGAAAAUAAAUGUUCUUUUUAGACAAAAAAAUAUACAAUUUAAGUGAAUUUGUGCUUAAACAAACAAAAGAAUCUGCCAAUGGUGUAAGCAAAUUUUUCCUUUAAUUUUUCUUGAAUUCAGGCCAAGAUUUUUUUCUUACCCUAUUGGCAGAUUUGUUUUGCUUGUUUUAUGCACAAAUUAACUUAAAUUUUAUGUUUUUUGUCUAAAACUAGACUUUUAUGUCAUUUUGCUCAUCAAGAACACUGCAAAAAAUUAUUUUCAAGAAAAACUUUUCUUAGUAUUUUUGUCUUGUUUUCAGUAAAAAAAUAUCUAAACAUUCUUAAAUUAAGAUGAUUUUUCUUGAUGAGCAAAAAACACAAGAAAAUAAGUCUGGUUUUUAGACCAAAAAUAUCAAAUUUAAGUGAUUUUGUGCAUAAAACGAGCAAAAAAAUCUGCCGAUGGGUUAAGCUAAUUUUUCAUGAAUUUAGUAUUUAAGAAAAAUGUUCAAGAUUUUUUUGCUUACCCCAUUGGCAGAUUUUUUUGCUUGUUUUAUGCACAAAAUCACUUAAAUUUGAUAUUUUUGGCCUUUAAAACUAGACUUCUUGGGUCAUUUUGCUCAUCAAGAAAAAGCAUCUUAAUUUAAAAAUUUGUAGAUAUUUUUACUAAAAACAAGACAAAAAUACUAAGAAGUUUUUCUAGAAAAAAAAUUUUUUGCAGUGAAAACGCAUCUUGGAUUUGAGAAUUUUUUAUAUUUGUACUGAAAACAAGACAAAAAAACUAAAUAAAGUCAUGUUUUGCAGUGCUCACUCUUCAUAAAUACUGGAUAUUGAACUAUGCGAGUAAAUGAUGCUCAGACAGCAAACGACUCUGGGCCAGAUCCAUGCCGAAGUCAGCAGAUGUGGUGCAGAUCCGGCCUGGAGUCAUUUGCUGUCUGGGUGCUGAGAUGUUGAACAUUAUUUGUUUGAACGAUUUCUUUACAUUCAAAGCAUGUUUGAUUUUAAACUCGUGCACAGGGAACUGGUUUGGGAAGAUAGUAAAGAACAGUGUGUGUGUGCGUGUGUGUGUGUGUGCUUGAGUGAGUGUUUGUGUUUUCGUACAAGUAAAUAUAUUUUCAGAUUUUGUUCGAUUCGGUGCGUAUUAAUUUUAGAUAUAUAAGAGAAUCUAAAGUGUAUAGUUUUAAAGUAUUGAUCAACAAUCUAUUUAUGAGUACAGAAUACAGUGUAUAUUAACCUGCAAAGCUAACAGUGAAGAUUAACCAAUAUUUGUGAUCCUUGUUGUGCAGGAGAGUGUAGUUAGCGCCACCUGCUGGUCAGAGAUGGGACCUGUAUAGCUGAUGAGAUUUGAUUUGGUUACCAGUCGAUUGAAAUGCUUUAGUAAAAGUCCACACAAACGAGACGCUAGACGUGUGUGUGUGUGUGUGUGUGUGUGUGUGUGUGUGUGUGUGUGUGUGUGUGUGUGUGUGUGUGUGUGUGUGUGUGUGUGUGUGUGUGUGUGUGUGUGUGUGUGUGUGUGUGUGUGUGUGUGUGUGUGUGUGUGUGUGUGUGUGUGAGUGUGUGGUCUGCUCUUAGAGUCAGCUGGAAAAAUUUAAGGGAAAUUAAGUGGGUGGAUCUUGACCUGCAUGCAGUCACUUCACUUGUGAUUGGACAGAUGGGAUGAUGAUGUCAUAAUGGGAAAUUUGCAGUCUGGAUAUUGCCUGUAUAAACUGUCACUGAACUUUUAACCAUUCGGUUGUAUAGAGAGUUUGGAAAGAUUGUGUUAAUAAAUGCUAUACUCCUCUUGUAUAUAUUUUAUUAUUGAUAUUACAGUUUGUUCUUUAUUUCCUGUUGUAUUCUUUUUUUCCCAGAUGGACAUUUAUCAAUAUAAUACAAUAAUAAAAGAAUAUGUUGAAUUUCA
This is a messenger RNA of Paramisgurnus dabryanus, 6460 nucleotides long. It is a transcript of the gene strn, whose product is annotated as striatin, calmodulin binding protein. Lineage: Eukaryota; Metazoa; Chordata; Actinopteri; Cypriniformes; Cobitidae. The record is from RefSeq and is a predicted model, not a curated record. Gene Ontology annotation, molecular function: calmodulin binding; armadillo repeat domain binding; protein phosphatase 2A binding. Gene Ontology annotation, cellular component: dendrite.